This is a messenger RNA of Ctenocephalides felis (cat flea), 2518 nucleotides long. RefSeq names its product Krueppel-like factor luna. The transcript has 5 exons. Bases 533 to 1885 code for a protein of 450 amino acids. Gene Ontology annotation, molecular function: RNA polymerase II cis-regulatory region sequence-specific DNA binding; DNA-binding transcription factor activity, RNA polymerase II-specific. Gene Ontology annotation, biological process: regulation of transcription by RNA polymerase II. Lineage: Eukaryota; Metazoa; Arthropoda; Insecta; Siphonaptera; Pulicidae. The record is from RefSeq and is a predicted model, not a curated record.
ACCUAGGUCGUGAGUAGACCCGACGCUCGCGGCUUAAAGGACCCAAAUACGUGUUUGUUUAUAAAAACAGACCGCGUGUGUGCAGUUUGUUGACCAAAAUCAUAAUCAAUUCAAAUCCAAAGUGUUUGUAGAUUUUUCUUAUGGCCAAUUUUGAUAACAGCACCCGUUGCUAGGUUACAGUAUAUUUUCCAUCCAUGCCUGGUUGUAUUCAGUAUGUGUUUUUAAUUGUUGCCUUCGCUUUGGAACAGCAAUAUACCCAAUUGGAAUUCACUGUCUGUUCAUGGAUGCACACUUGCAUCGUCACGAGCACGUGCUCUUUCAAUAAACCAAUAUCAAAUUCGUGUUUUUAAGUUAGUGAUCCAUAACUCAUGUUUUAAAUACAAGUUUUAGUUCACAGUUAUAUAUUAUUAUGGUGUGUGUUUGUUCUGUGAUUGUAAUGGAAACAGUGUGAGCAACUGAGUUUUCAAUUUUUUCGUGAUAUAAUUGAUGGUGUUUGGUUUUUAAUUUGAAUUGUUGGUAUUUUUACACAAAAAUGGAUAUACUGCCGAGCGGGGAUAUCUUUCGGGAGCUUCAGGACAUCCAGGACACUGGAUGCUUCCCGUCGCAGACUUCGUUGGAGGAUCAUUGGCAACAGACAUGCUACGAAAUGGAAAGGUACCUGCAGGAUGAACCCCGAGCGAUGUAUUACAAGAAAUCAGCCUACAACACAAACCUGAAUAACAACAACAGCACGCACAGUAACAACAAAAAUGAUUUGAAAACAGCUACGAUAAAAUCUGAAUCACCGGAACCGCCAAAUUCCUCAGUGGAUGCACCAUGGAACCUGUUUACGCCUCCUGGACCAACCUCAGGGUCGAAUGGGAGCCAGAACAGUACACCAUGGAAGGUUGAGGUUGUAGAUGGAGGUCAACUUUGCCUCGACGAACUGAACCUGGUGGUAGUCGCGGACAGACAACUCGAUUCCUUAAGUAUGAGUUCAGCAAGUUCGGCCUGCAGCGGUGUUUCUUGGGACAGCAACCUGAGUUGUACAGGGACGAUAGGUGUCAAGAGGGAACGAGAGUAUGAUUGCUGCGAUGAUUAUGAAAUUGAGGAGCCAGAUGAUGAGAUCGAAGAUUUGGAGACAGACGAUACAGAAACAGACAGCGAUGAUGUGAUACGGUUAUUAUCGAGUCGAUCAGCCGAGCCGACAGCGGCUGCAACCGCAUUAGCUUUAACUCCUCCAUCUAGUCCCGGUGCCGCCACUUUGAUAACGCACCGCACGAACACUUCCAAUACCGCAACCGCCACCAUAACCGCCAAUCAGAGUAUACACACCGCUACCCCUACGACGGGCAUCUUAAGGGUAUCUGGCCAAUCCUGCACACCUGCCCAGAGAAACACCUUCCUGCGGGUGUCCAAGAACAGUCUCACCCCCGUUAACGCUGUCCCAGCUAGAUUGAUAGCUGUAGCAUCCAAUAGGACACACAAUAGCAGGCAGCAGAUGUCAGCGGUUGCGGUGGCUGGUGGAAAUCAACAGCAGCAGCAACAGAACCAACAACAAAGUCAGCAGUUGAGUCAGCAGACAAUAGCGACCACGACGACGACGAGCAGACAUGCGAGGCACGAGCAUUCUCCUGACACCAAAAGGCAGCACAAGUGCCAGUAUUCGGGCUGCACGAAAAAGUAUACGAAGAGCUCCCAUCUUAAAGCGCACCAGAGGACGCAUACAGGCGAAAAACCCUACAUCUGUUCCUGGGAAGGUUGCACAUGGCGUUUUGCGCGAUCUGAUGAACUCACACGUCACUACCGAAAACAUACUGGUGCCAAACCCUUCAAGUGUCACCAAUGCGAAAGGUGCUUCUCCAGAUCGGACCAUCUCGCUUUACAUCUGAGGAGACAUGUCUGAACGAAGAUCAAGAAGACGAUGUUGAACCAUAGUUGUAGAAAUGAUGGUAGUUAUAAGAGACGUCGUGGAUGAAGAGCAUAAAUUUUUGGAAAAAUUUUGGUAACUUAUGGUGAUGGAUUUGGGUUUAUAAUUUGUUUGGAUCGUAGAUUUAAACGCAUUUUGUGUAGUGUUGUAAUUGAAUUUUGUUGUUUGGAUUAAAAAAUGUCCUGGAGACAACUAGUUGAGCAUAUUUUACACUAUUUUUUGUAUAAGUCUACGAUUCCAAUUUUUUUCACAUCGGAAUAUAAAUCUUGUUUUUGUUUUUUUCAUCAGUUUUGCAUUAUUGUUUAGUAUAAUGUUACGAUUUGAACAAAGUUUCAACAAACAUUUAUCAUUUUGCAUCAUUAACCGUUUCGCUAACGAGAGUGUUUUUCACACAGCUGUACGAGCCACCAAUUCCUCCAAUUUUGUUUUAAUAUAGGGUAGAGCGGGUAAAAAGGUCCAACACCGAUAUCUCAAAAACACAGAAAGUUAAAAAAAAUUAACAACAAUAUUUAAAAGUAGAAAAAAGAUAUAUAACUUAUUAUACUUGAGACUUCGCUAUCAUGAGAUAAACGCCAAUGUUUGAAAAUCCAUAACAAAAGUAUUUUUUUU